Molecule: messenger RNA, 8022 nt
Organism: Pyricularia oryzae 70-15
Lineage: Eukaryota; Fungi; Ascomycota; Sordariomycetes; Magnaporthales; Pyriculariaceae
Product: lovastatin nonaketide synthase
Exons: 3
Coding region: 1-7923 (2640 amino acids)
Biological process (GO): secondary metabolite biosynthetic process; fatty acid biosynthetic process
Molecular function (GO): oxidoreductase activity; phosphopantetheine binding; zinc ion binding
Source: RefSeq, a predicted model, not a curated record
AUGGGUUCCACCGUACCCGCCAACGAUGACAUCGCCAUCAUCGGCAUGGCAUGUCGCUUCCCCGGCGACGCCACAAAUCCCUCCAGACUAUGGGACUUGCUGAUGGACGGCAGGUCGGCCUGGUCUCCGGUACCAGCGACGAGAUGGAACCAAGACGCACACUACCAUCCCUCGCCGGAGCACGCGGGGAGCAACGUGGUCAAGGGCGGGCACUUUUUGCGAGACGGCGAGCAGAACGGCAAGCAGUUUGACGCGGCAUUCUUCAACAUUCCCCGCACAGAGACGGAAACCAUGGAUCUGCAGCAGAGGGUAGUCAUGGAAAACGUCUACGAGGCAAUGGAGAGCGCGGGCCUCCGCCUCGAGGACGUCAAGGGCAGCAAAACGAGCGUGUUCGCGGGCGUCUUCACCGACGACGUGCGCUCCAUCCUGCAGGAAGACCCAGACUUGUCCGUCAAGUACAAGCCCAUCGGCACCAGCGCGGCCAUCCUCGCGGCGAGAGUAAGCUGGUUUUACGACCUGCGGGGGGCCAGCUUUACCCUCGACACGGCAUGCUCGGGGAGUAUUGUGGCGUUGCACACGGGAGCCCAGGACCUCCGAGCCGGGCUCAGUGACAUGUCCAUCAUCACGGGCGUCAACAUAAUCGAGUCGCCCGAGUUCAUGUUCCGUGCCAGCGGCCUCGGCAUGGUCUCGCCCGACGGCAAGUGCUACUCGCUGGACUCGCGCGCCAACGGCUACGGCCGCGGCGAGGGCGUGGGGACCGUGAUCCUCAAGCCCGUGUGGGCGGCCAUCCGCGACGGCAAUGUGAUCCGCGGCGUGCUGCGCGGCACCGGCGUCAACUCGGACGGGCGCGGCACCGGCGGCAUCACGCUGCCCAACAAGGCGGCCCAGGAGCGUCUGAUAAGAGACGUCUACUCCCGCAACAACCUGGACACCGACCACACCGGCUUCAUAGAGGGCCACUUUACAGGCACGCCGGCCGGCGAUCCGACCGAGGCCAGCGCCAUUGCGUCCGUCUUCCAGCGCGGCGGACCAGCGGCCAAGCCUCCGCUGUAUGUCGGUGCCGUCAAGGCGAAUAUCGGCCACUUGGAGGCGGCUUCCGGGAUGGCUCAGAUCAUCAAGACGGUCUUGGCGCUGGAGAAUGGUGUCAUUCCGCCCAACACCAACUUUGAAAAAAUCAACCCCCGGAUACCCAUCGAAAGAUGGGGUCUCAAGCUGCCUCUUGUCCCGACGCCGUUUGAACCGGGACCAUUGGGGGUGCGGCGGGCAAGUAUCAACAGUUUCGGGUUUGGAGGCACCAACGCCCACGUCGUAAUAGACGAUGCAAGGAGCUACCUGGAAAACCUGGGACUGGGCGACAGGAGCCACCUGCACGUCACGAAAUCAAACACAUCACUGACACCAGCACCGGAAGCCAACGACGCUGCCCCACGGCCACAACCACCUGCUCACAAGGUCUUUUUGGUCUCGGCCAACGACCAAGACGGCAUCUCACGGAUCCUCGCCAGCCUGGCAGAGCACCUGCAGAAGCAGACAAACCAGGACGGAACCCUCAAGAUCGACGACGCAUACCUCACCAGCCUCGCCAUGACGCUGUCGGAGCGCCGCUCGCGCCUCUCGUGGCGCCUCGCCGUCACCGCCGACACGGCCGCCUCCCUGCUGAGCGCGCUGACCGACCCCGCCACCACCGCCGACGCCGUCCGGCCCGGCAAGGCCAACACGCCGGCCGCGGCCUUCAUCUUCACCGGCCAGGGCGCGCAGUGGUUCGCCAUGGGCCGGGAGCUGCUCGCGUACGACGUGUUCCGCGCCAGCGUCGCCGAGGCAGACGCGUUCAUCGCCGGCACGCUCGGCGGCGGCUUCAGCGUGCUCGAGGAGCUCGCGCGGCGCGACGCCGACGCCACCAAGAUCGACCAGCCCCUGUACUCGCAGACGCUGUGCACCGUGCUGCAGGUCGCCCUGGUGGAUCUGCUGGCCAGCUGGAACCUGCUGCCCCGGCGGGUGGUCGGCCACUCGAGCGGCGAGAUCGGCGCGGCUUAUGCGGCGGGCGCGCUGGAUCGCCAGUCGGCGUGGAAGGUGGCGUACUGUCGUGGCGUGGUCAGCGCAAAGCCUGCUGCUGGCGAUAAGCGCGGUGCCAUGAUGGCGAUUGGGUGCACCGCCGAGGAGGUGGCGCCGAUCAUUGCCGAGGUCGAGGAGAAGCUGGGCGCCGGGGAGCUGGUGAUUGCCUGCUACAACUCGCCCCACAGCCUCACCAUCUCAGGAGACGAGGCCAAGGUGGAUGCGCUGGUGGAGAUUGCGAGCAGCAGGAAGCUCUUUGCGAGAAAGCUACGCGUGCCCAAGGCGUACCACUCCAGCCACAUGCUGCCCGUGUCUGACGAAUACCGUUCGCUCAUGGGCACCCUGACCGGCACCCCCUCGCCCGACGUGCAGGUGGCGUCGUCGGUCACGGGCGGCCUCAUCCCGGCGGGCGACAUGACCAGCGCCGACUACUGGGUGCAGAACCUCGUGUCGCCCGUGCGCUUCUCGCAGGCCCUCGUGGCGCUGUGCACGGCCAACGUGGCCCGGAAGCAGCUCAAGGUGGGCGGCGGCGCCGAGCUCCCCGUGUCGCACCUGGUGGAAGUGGGCCCGCACGGCGCGCUGCAGGCCGCCGCCCGCGACGCCGUGCUCAGCGACCCCAACUACCGCCACCUGCGCUACGUGUCGGUGCUGACGCGCGCGAGGCACGCCUGCGCCACCGCCCUGCGCGCCGUCGGCACCCUCGCCGCCGCCGGCCUGCCCGUCGACCUGCGCCGCGUCAACCGCGUCGCCGACGCCCAGCCCCUGCUGGUCGACCUGCCGCCGUACCCGUUCCACCACGCCAGGGAGACGCACUCGUGGCUCGAGUCGCGGACCAGUCGCGCCUGGCGGUUCCGCAAGCAUGCGCGGCACGACGUCCUCGGCGCGCCGGUGCGGGACUGGGAUCCCGACGCCCCGCGCUGGCGCAACCACCUGCGCGUGGCCGAGGUGCCCUGGCUGCGCGACCACAAGGUCACCGACAGCAUCGUGGUCGCCGGCGUCACGUACCUGGUCAUGGCCGUCGAGGCCGUGCGCCAGCUGUACGGCGACCGGGGCGAGGCGCCGCUCGGCUUCAACCUGCGCGACGUGAGCAUCUCGAGGGCGCUGCAGGUCGGCGAGGACGAGCACGCCGAGACCAUGUUUUCCAUGCGGCGCGUCGCCGAGUCGAGGCAGGCCGACAGCAGCACGUGGUGGGAGUGGAAGGUGACCUCGUUUAGUCCGCACGACGACGCCUGGCUGGAGCACAGCCGCGGCCAGAUCGCCGCCGAGACGAGCGCCUCGACCGCCACGGGGGUGAUCGACGACGGGCGCGAGGAGGAGGCGAGGCGUCGGCGUUUUGGCAAGCUGCUCUCCACCGCCACGCAGGCCUGCACCGCGCCGCAGACCGAGGCCCUGCCCAGCAAGUACGCCGAGCUCGAGCGCAUCGGGCUCGGGUUCGGGCCUCUGUUCCGCAACGUCGCCAGCAUGCACAACAACUCCAGCGGCGACAACAAGACGCGCGGCCAGUCGCUCGCCACCAUCCGCAUCCCCGAUGUCGCCAGCGCGAUGCCGGCGCGCGCCCUCGCCCCCUCGGUCAUCCAGCCUCCCGUGUUCGACAGCAUCCUGCAGUCCUUCAUCUUUGCCCUGCAGGCGUCUGCCGAGCGGCUGACGGAGCCCAUGGUGCCCGUCGCGAUGCGCAGCGUGUGGGUCAGCGCCGACGUCGAGGCCCAGCCUGGUGCGGAGCUCAAGGUGCACGCCUCGGCCGGUCGCGUCGGCCACAAAAAGGUCGAGGCCGACAUUACCACCUGGAGCAGCACCGCUGCCGGGACGCCGGUCAGGGUGGUGAUGCGCGGGAUUGAGGCGGUUCCUCUGCAGCAGAGCACCGCGUCGGGCGAGUCUGGCAGCAGCGCGCGGGAAAUCUCCUUCAACCUGGAGUGGAAGCCCGACGUGGACAUACUGGAAGCCAACGGGGAAGCCGAGGCCUGCAUGCGCCGCGCCCUGCAGCCGCUCGAGACUCCAGACCUCGAAGCGGCCGCCGUCAAGCAGCUCGGCGACGUCCAGCUGGCCUGCGCCAUUUGGAUCCUCGAGGCCGUCAAGGAGCUCGAGGCGCGGCCUCUGGCGGACGAAAAGGCCCUGCCCGACCACAUGCAAAAAUACCUCGGCUGGCUGCGCCGGAUCGCCGACGACUACAAGCACAACAGGGUGCUCCGCCAGGACCCGUCGUGGGCGGCCGUGGUGGACGACGCCGCGGCCCGCGACAGGUUCAUGGCCGAGUACGAGGCCAGCGGGCACCCCGAGGCGCUCAUGAUCAACCGCAUGGGCCGCAACAUCGCCGCCGUCCUGCGCGGCGACGUCGACGGCCUGCAUCUGCUGUUCGGCAUGGACGACAUGCUGGAGCGCGUCUACCGCGUGGCCAUCGGCACGCAAAAGAUCCACACCCUGAUGGGGGCGUACACCAGGGCGCUGAGCCACAAGCGCGGCGCGGACCUCAAGGUGCUGGAGAUCGGCGCCGGCACCGGCGGUACCACGACCAGCAUCCUCGAGGCCGUCUGCCCGCACGGCACGCGCGUCGUCGGCGAGUCGCGUCUGCUCAAGUACACGUACACCGACAUCAGCCCCGGCUUCUUCGAGACGGCCGCCGGCAAAUUCGCCAAGUGGAAGAACGGCGGCGUCCUCGAGUUCAAGACGCUGGACAUCGACCGCGACGUCGAGGCGCAGGGCUUCGACCUGGCGUCGUACGACCUCGUCGUCGCGGCCAACUGCCUGCACGCCACGUCGGACAUCACCAAGACCAUGGCGCGCGUCAACAGCCUCCUGAAGCCCGGCGGCAAGGUCCUCCUCCAGGAGACGACCGAGAUCUGGUGCCUCGAGUCCCCGCUGGUGUUUGGCAUGCUCGCGGGCUGGUGGGCCGGCAGGGAGGACUUUCGCCCCUGGGGUCCGCUGCUGGACGGAAAGGGGUGGGAGCAGGUGCUGCGCAACGCCGGCUUUGCCGAGACGGUGCUGGAGCUCAAGGACUCCCCCAGGGAGGAGCUCCACGUGCAGAGCAUGAUUGUGGCGACGAGGCCGGCCGAGGCCAGCAAGCAGCUGGAUGACGACGAUGUUAUUCGUAGGGUGUUUGUGGUUGCCCACACGACGCCAGAGGAUGUUGCCCUGGCUGCGGCGGUGUCUGCUGCUGUUGCAGAGGUGACCAAACUGGACGUCAGUGUUGUUCCUUUUGCCGACCUCGCCCAGCACCAACUGAAAAACACCUGCUGUAUCGUCACCAUGGAGACCACCGCUCCGUUCCUCGCGUCGUCGUUUAGCGAAGCCGAGUUUGCCCUCCUCCGCCAGCUGCUGACCACUGCUGGAGGCCUGCUCUGGCUCACUCUCGAUCCGCACGAGAACCCACACAUGGCUCUGAUCCCGGGUCUUUUGCGCACCGUCCGUUGGGAGCGAGACCUGGACGGCUCAGACCUCUUGCUCAUGCACCUCCCGUCCUCGGAGACCUCUCUGGUUGUUUCCAACGCCGUCAAGGUCUUCAAGCAUCACUUUGGCGGACCCUUCAUCUCCCCCGAUCGCCACGCCGACUACCUGGUCAGCGAAGUCGACUCUGCCGACGGCGGCUACGUCCAGACCGCGCGGAUCGUCGCCGCUCCUCCGGUCAACCGGUUCAUCGCGCAGAGGACCACGGAGCUGCAGCCCCAACGCCAAGCCUUUGGCGCGGACCCCGAGCGCAGCCUCAAGCUGCACACCUCGGGGCCGGGGAACCUCGACAAGCUGCACUUUGUCGACUGGCCGGGCGCGCAGCAGCCCCUCGGCGGCGGCGAGGUACAGGUCGACAUCCGGGCGGCGGGGCUCAACUUCCGCGACGUCAUGGUGGCCAUGGGCGAGCUGGCAAACAACAUCCUCGGCUACGAGGGCGCCGGCGUCGUCACCCACGUCGGCUCCGAGGUGGCCGACGUCGAGGUCGGCGACCGCGUCAUCGUCGUCUGGAACGGCGACAACAACUGCCUGCAGACCCGCACCAGGGUGCCCCGCGAGCUGCUGGCCAAGAUGCCCGACGGCAUGUCGUUUGAGGAGGCCGCCAGCAUCCCCGUCGUCUUCGUCACGGCCUACUUUUGCCUUUACGAGGUGGCGCGUCUGCAGCCCGGCGAGACCAUCCUCGUCCACGCCGCCGCGGGCGGUACGGGCCAGGCCGUGAUCCAGCUGGCCAAGCAUUUGGGCGCCGAGGUCUACGCGACGGUGUCGUCGCGCGAAAAAAGAAAGCUGCUGGUCGACGAAUACGGCCUCGCCGAGGACCACAUUUUUAGCAGUCGCGAUUUGUCCUUUGCCGACGGCGUUAUGCGCAUGACCAACGGCAGGGGCGUCGACGUUAUUAUCAACUCCCUCUCGGGCGAGGCCCUCCGCGCAUCCUUCAACUGCAUCGCCAUGUUUGGGCGCUUUAUCGAAAUUGGCAAGCGCGACAUCAUGGCCAACGCCAAAAUCGACAUGCUGCCCUUCAGCAGGUGCGCCACCUUUACGGCCGUCGACCUGGCGCAGAUCGCCACGCUGGCGCGGCCCCUGACCUCGCGCAUCCUGCGCUCCGUCGUCGACCUGCACGCCGCCGGCAAGCUGCACGCCUGCCGCCCGCUCAACGUCCACCGCUUCGCCGAGCUGGAGGACGCCUUCCGCCUGCUGCAGCAGGGCAGGCACAUGGGCAAGGUCGUGCUGGCCGCGCACCCCGACGACCUCGUCAAGGUCGUCCCCAAGCCGCCCGCCCCGACGCGCCUGCGCCCCGACGCCACCUACCUCCUCCCCGGCGGCGCCGGCGGGCUGGGCCGCUCCAUCGCGAGGUGGAUGGCCGCGCCGGCCCAGGGCGCCAAGAACGUCGUGUUUCUGUCGCGCGGCGGCGCCGACGCCCCGACCACGCGCGAGCUGCUCGCCGAGCUUUCAGGCAUGGGGGUGCGCGCCACGGCCCUGAAAUGCGACGUCGCCGACGAGGCGCAGCUGGUGGCGGCGCUGGCGCAACUCAAGCGGCAGGGCUUCCCGCGCAUCGCGGGCGUGAUCCAGGGGGCGAUGCAGCUGCGCGACUCGGCGUUCGAGUUCAUGACGCACGCGCAGUGGGCCGAGUGCCUGGGCCCCAAGGUGCAGGGCACGUGGAACCUGCACCGGCACGCGCCGGCCGACGUGGACUUUUUCGUCAUGCUGGGCAGCGUGGCCGGGCUGGUCGGCAACCGGGGCCAGUCCAACUACGCGGCGGGCAACACCUUCCAGGACGCGCUGGCCGUGCACCGCCGCGCCCGCGGGCUGGCCGCCACCUGCAUCGACCUCUGCAACGUCAUGAGCGUGGGCUUCGUCGCCGAGAACCAGGAGACGCUCAACAAGAACCCGCUCUUCUUUUACGCGCACGACGGCAUCCGCGAGGACGAGUUCCUGAGCCUCGUCGAGUUCCACCUCGACGCCGAGCGGGCGCGCCACGGGGGCCAGCCGCAGAUCGGCGUGGGGCUGGCCCCGCUGUCCGUGUUCCAGGACCGCGGCCUGCCCGAGCCCACCUUCAUCAAGUCUCCUCUGUUUAGGCAGAUGCGCUCGGCGGGCGGCGCGGCGCUGGCGGACGCGGCGGAGCAGGGCGGGGCCGUGUCGGUCGCCAAUGCGCUCAAGUUUGCCGCGAGCCACGAGGCGGCGGCGCAGAUCAUAUGCGAUGCCCUGGUCAAGCGCAUCAGUCGCACCAUGCGCAUUGCAGAGCCCGAUAUUGACAUUGGCAAGCCCAUCCACGCCUACGGGGUGGACUCGCUGGUCGCCAUGGAGAUACGAAACUACCUGGCCAGCGAGUGUGGAGCGGCCAUUUCCGUCCUGGAGAUUAUGGGCAACAAGAGCAUGGAGGUUCUGAGUGGCGAUGUUGCCAAGGGGAGCAAGUUUGUGGCGGGGGAAGCGAAAUAAUGCUUGUGCGGCGUGUGCUAGUCUUUUACAAUCUAGAACUAGGUCUAGAACUAGAGUAGUAACUGUUGAAAUAAUUAAAACAAUCAAAGUAAAAACUGG